ACAUCACCUUCUGGUGCUGGUCAAGCUUCAUCAUCACAACUACCCCUCCAUUCGACCCUCUGACCUUCAAAUCGAGGUACAUACCAGAAAACAUGCGCUCUGAAUGGGGCCGCGAUCCACCUUUAGCAGUAUGCGAUGGUACCGAACCACUUAUAGAAGAUGCGACAUCUGCGAAGGAAUGGUAUCAAAGGAAAAUCACAACAUACGUUUCUCCUGCCGUCUUCGCUCUUGGAAAGAAUCCAUAUCCUGGACUACACAUUAGACGAUAUAUCCCAGAGUUGCAGAAGUAUACACCUGAAUACAUAGUCAGCGACCCUUGGAUGGGAGAAAGCAUGAUCUUGCGGCAUAUAACACCCGAUGAGCUGAUGAGAUUAGGUUGCAUCAACUUGGAAAGUGAUGACUAUCCCGAGAUAGAGAUAUCACCUCGAUUCAGAGCCGAUGAAGCAACUUUAGCGAUCGCAAGUACAGAUAAAAGAGUCAUGAAUGUUAUUGGCAACAACAAAGAUAUACAUUCAUGCUUUCGAAGAAGCAAUUGGGAAGAAACUUCAGAUGCCGAGUACGAAUACCUCAAACCAGUGUUGCGAAUUGUGACAGAAAUGAUGGGUAUGGACAGUGUCUUGGAUCUAUGGUUUGCCUUGGGACAACCGAUGCAAAAGUUACCUCAGACCAAGAUGCUAAAAGCCCAAAAGCAGAAACAUCGAGUAUACUAUACAGGCAGAUCUACGGUGGGACAAAGAGUGCAUACCAAGAGUGAGAUGAGGGGGCUCCAGGAUUACGUCAAGUUCAGUUGGAUUCACGAUGAGGUGCAUGGCUCAACAACCGCAGAUAUUACCAGGUCAGGACUUCGUCCAGGUGAUCAUCGCCAUGCUUGCGAUACUGAACUUGAUGACCAUCUUCUCUAUAUCAUCUCUGGUGGAACACAAUUGAAUGCUUCUCACUAUUACCCAGCAGCAUCGGAUGCAAGUGCGUACAUGCGAACACAACUCUUUCUAGCAAAUCUCAUACUCCACGAGUUGACCCAUGUUUGGUUUAAGAAUGUAACGACAGAGAAUGCCCAGACAUGUCCAUUCCGUAACGACGACAGAGCAGGAGAAGAAGGCUUCGCUCUCGAAGCUGUCAUAAACAAGAACGUCAUCUUGAUCGACAAUGAAGCAAACUUUAGCGUGGACACAAUGCCUUUUGGAAUGGCCGCGAUUCGAUGGCCUGGGCUAGAAAGUCGUGUUGAUGAGGGUCUUCCCAUCAAAGCCAGUACUGCAAAGUAUGGCAUAAAGUUUCACACUAUAUAUGCUGUUCCCAUGAGUUAUGUACGUCAAUUCUUCCUAGAUGACUUUUGGGAUAAUCGGGUGGUGAGGUAUGGCGAUGGAGCCUUGACAAACUACAAAGCUGUGGGUGUGCGAGAGUCUCAAUAUGGCGAGUCUGAAUUCGACGAUUUGGAAAGUCCGACAGUCAAACAAAAGCAGAACUCUCUGACUGGGUUAUGGGAAGAUGAUCCUGAGAUUGACUCUGACAAUGAGUUUUCUGAUGUUGAGGAAGGAAUCAUCUACCCGGGAGACAAAGCUCUGAAUAUUCUGGGUGGAGAGAUAUCUGACUCCGAUAUCGAAAUGGAAGAUGGAGAUGAGGGUGAUGACGAUGAC
This is a messenger RNA of Aureobasidium uvarum, 1634 nucleotides long. NCBI's taxonomy places the organism in Eukaryota, Fungi, Ascomycota, Dothideomycetes, Dothideales, Saccotheciaceae. The record is from the annotation of a GenBank genome assembly.